Messenger RNA from Terrapene triunguis (Three-toed box turtle), 1076 nucleotides. Its product is annotated as zinc finger protein 497-like. Gene Ontology annotation, molecular function: DNA-binding transcription factor activity, RNA polymerase II-specific; RNA polymerase II cis-regulatory region sequence-specific DNA binding. The record is from RefSeq and is a predicted model, not a curated record. NCBI's taxonomy places the organism in Eukaryota, Metazoa, Chordata, Testudines, Emydidae. The coding region runs from base 198 to 887 and encodes 229 amino acids. Gene Ontology annotation, biological process: regulation of transcription by RNA polymerase II. The transcript has 2 exons.
GGGGGCACAGCCCAUCCCCCAAGGCAUCACCCUGCCCCAAGGGUCCCUGUGAACAUAUCCCCCCAGCAGAGAACAGGGUCGGGCUUAAAACGAGGGUGUGUUCUCUGCCCCGAGCCCUCCAGGGAGACUACACCACCUCUCCUGUUUCCUUCCCCUAAGCAGGAUUCCCUGUCCCCGACCUGGCCGUGAUCUCCUGCAUGGAGCGAAGGGAAGAGCCGAGGGUCCCGGAUCUCCGGUGCUCCAAGGAAAGGGAGAUCCCGAGAGGUGCCCACAUAGGUGCCGGGAGAGAGAAGGAGAAUUCCCAGCAGGAAGGGCCUGCAGGAGCGGAGCUGAAUGGGACGUCCCGGAGCCCUGAACAGGGAGAUGGCGGCAGAACAGGACGGCAGCGGGCGGAGAAGGAGCCAGGGCGCAGGCGCAGGAGGGCACGGCCCGUCAACUGCGGGGAUUGUGGGAAAAGCUUCACGAAAAACUCAGAGUUAAUCAAACACCAGCGCACGCACACGGGUGAGAGGCCCUACCAGUGCCCUGACUGCGGGAGGUGCUUCGCCAUCCGCUCCAGCUUGGAUCGCCACCAGCGGGUCCACACUGGCGAGCGGCCCUUCCCCUGCACCCGCUGCGGGAAGAGCUUCAAGCUUAGCUCGGCCCUGAGCCGGCACCGGCGCGUCCAUGCUCAGGAGGGGCCCUGUUUCUGCGCUGAAUGCGGCAGGGGUUUCAGGCAUAGUGCUGCACUAACCCGGCACCAGGCUGAGCACCUGAACCAUGGAGACCCCACCAACGGACCUGUGGGGACACGGGUCUACAAGGACCCCUUCGUCCAGGCACGGGACCUCGAGGGGGAGGCUGGUGGGAUGUGGUAUGCUGAGCCUGUGAAAGAGGAGAGUGGGUGAUGGGAUCUGCACUUAGGUUUUGGGUCUGGGCAGGAGACGCUGGAGUGAGAAGAGAGCAGCUAUAAGGAAUGCAGGGACUGAACCUGUGAUCUGUGGAUCUAACAUCUGGAGCUGGGCUGUGAGGCAGUGUGGUCUAGUGCAGUGGUUCUCAACCAGGGGUAAAUGUAUCCCUGGGGGUAGGCAGAGGUC